GACACGAGUUACGACCAAUGACAUUGCUGAUGUCAAGUCGCCAAGUGUCAACACUGAAUUCAAAUAAAAUUCAAAUAAGGAGGAUAUAAUUUUUUAGUUUUCAUUCAUUUCUCGAUUGCUACAGCUAUACAUAGUAGUUGGAAUCGCAGAUAUCGAAAAACCGAUAUCUAGGCUUUGUAUCAGUAUCCAAGAGAAAAUAUAAAUUUAUCAAUUAUGGACCAGUGGUUGAAAGAGAGUCUAUCCAGGAUAUUAGACUUUGAAGUACCUGAAGAUCUUAUAAAAUAUGUGCUCUCCAUAGAAAAUCAAGCUGAUCUAAAUGAAUACAUGAAAACUUUAAUAGAUUUUGAUAACUCACAGCAUAAAACAUUUUUUGAUGAGCUUUGUAAGAGAAAGUUUCCCACAAAAGCGUCUUCCCUACCACGUCAACCCAAAAAGAAGAUUUCGAAAAAUAAGCCACAAAUAGAGACUAAAGAAGUGAAACCCUCUGAAACAAUAAGCAAUGAGGAAACAAAAAAUAAAAAGAGGACAAAAUUUGUCAACCUUUAUUCGCAGGAAGGGAAGAAUGCCCAAGUUGUUUUAAUAAAAGGCAGACUUCACUGCGACUGUCAGGCUUCCAAACAUGAGCUUAUAAAUAAUUGCUUACAAUGUGGACGCAUUGUUUGCAAGCAGGAAGGUUCUGGUCCCUGCCUAUUCUGUGGACAUUUGGUAUGCACUCCCCAAGAGCAAAAAGAAAUCAAUGCUAAGACCAAAUCAAGUGCCAAGUUAAUGGAGUCACUGAUGGAACGCAAUAGGCCCAAGGGCUGGGAAGCUGCUGUAUCCCAUAGGAAUAGACUUUUGGAGUAUGAUAGAACAAGCGAACGCCGCACCAAAGUGACGGACGAUGACAGCGACUAUUUCAACGCUAACAGCGUAUGGUUGAGCGCUAGUGAGAAAGAGAAACUGCAGAAGUAUCAACAGUCACUUCACGAUAAAAAACAUGCGUCGAGGCUUAAUAAGAAGAUGACCUUUGACUUCGGUGGUCGUCAAGUGGUAGAAGAUAACACAAUAGAUUACGACGUGGAUGAAGAUCACAUACGCAGUAUAACCAGUGGGAACCCCAAUGCCAAUAGCCAAUUGUUGAGGAGCGACUUGUUGGCUAACAUGUCCUCUGAUAGGGACGUCGCGCCGGGGGUCAAUGCUAACUUGUUACAGUUCGAUGAAUCAAUAACCGGCAAUUACGGGGCAAGCAGACCGAACUGGUCCGUUCAUUCCCGCAUCCAAGAUGCGGAGUUACAGGAGAUGGUGGACACGGGCAAGUGCCUGUCCAUGCACCAACCCUGGGCGUCUCUGCUUGUGGAGGGGAUCAAGCUGCACGAGGGUCGCACGUGGUAUACGAGCCAUCGCGGCAGGUUGUGGAUAGCGGCUACGGUUAAACCGGCCGACCCUGGCCUUGUCCGGGACUUGGAGAAUAGAUACAGGGUGCUCUAUCCGGAGAAGCAAUUCAAGUUUCCAUCUUUCUAUCCCACUGGAUGUUUGCUGGGGUGCGUCAAUGUUGAUGACUGUCUGCCGCAAGAAGAGUAUGAGAAAAUCUAUCCGGACGGCGAAGGCGACAGUCCCUAUAUGUUUAUUUGCUCAAAUCCGAUAAGUCUGCGGCUUCGGUUCCCGGUCAAAGGACAGCAUAAAAUAUAUACUCUGGACAAGACUAUACAUCAAGCGGCUUUGAAAUGUAUACAAAAAAUGUCCAAAAUAGAAGCUGAACAGGCGCACGCCGCGUAAAUUUGUUAUUUUGUAAAGGAAAAAUAAAAAUAUUUAUUAAAUAAGAGUGUUUUAUUUACAAUAUCCUAUAUCGAUAUAAAUAUUGAGACACACUGACACACAUUGAAUUGCCAGUGAACACACACAUAAUACUUCGUUCGUAUCACUAAAGUAUACUUAAUAUUAAAUGAGCACCAAGGACAGUUGAAGACGAAAAUGCA
Messenger RNA from Zerene cesonia (dogface butterfly), 1955 nucleotides. RefSeq names its product activating signal cointegrator 1. Gene Ontology annotation, molecular function: transcription coactivator activity; zinc ion binding. The transcript is spliced from 12 exons. Gene Ontology annotation, biological process: positive regulation of DNA-templated transcription. Lineage: Eukaryota; Metazoa; Arthropoda; Insecta; Lepidoptera; Pieridae. Bases 214 to 1755 code for a protein of 513 amino acids. Gene Ontology annotation, cellular component: nucleus. The record is from RefSeq and is a predicted model, not a curated record.